AUGGUCACUGCCAGACGGUCUGAGGAGCCUGACGAGCCUAAAACAGACCAGUUGUCCUCUCAGGAUGAGUCCGAGACACCAAGGUCGGAGCGAGUCUACGGUUGCGAUUCUUUUUUCAUUACGCGCGAAGAAUACCAUGAUGUCUUGAGGCAUUGCAACGCCAUGAAGCUCGAUCCAUCCCUCCGUCGAUGCAUUCCCGAUCUUGUCCAUGAGAACUUUGAGUUCCUAGAAUCUGCUAUUCACGGUUGGGCUUACUCUUGGACACGAUGUGACUCAUUGUCAGAUCUUCCACGGACUGACAAGCAGGCCAUCAUUGAAAGCCUUGAUGGCUACUGUGUACAGGAGGAUUGGAAAACCAUUCAUGCUCUCCUCCCCCCUGCCACUCAAGAGCAUAUGGGCCCUGUUUUAGCUGCUACCAUGCUCUACCAGUACAUCUUUACCAAAUUCAUCGACUCCCCUUUCUGGUUUGUGGAUGGAAAGAUCAGUCCCACAGAUGCCAAGGGCGAUUCUCAGUUCCACCAAAGGCUUCAAUAUUUUUACGAUAGAUUCCGGGAAACAGACGCCUUCAACGCAGCUUGGUGGAAAUCAAUCACUGUCACCGAAGCUAGCUCCCGCAGCAUGAGCGACAUACCUAACACAAAGCUGUCGAAGGACACGAACGCCCGGCGCCCGAUAAUCCUCAAAGACCUUACCGAGGAGUUGCUUGAGCGCCGGGUUUUCCAACUUCUUCUCAGCCCGCUGCAGGAUGAGGCAAAGAUCACUCAGCGUAACAGCGCCCUUCACGCGCUUCUCGAGUCCGCCGCGGAUUAUAUCACCUACACUGAGGGUGGAAUGUACGGCAACAGCAACGUCGACCGGCUUCCCGAUCUGCCCGCCGCUUUCCACUAUGAUUCAGAAACUAUGACACCCCAUUCGCACCACUUCACCAGUUAUCACCGCACGCCGAGAUUCGCACCUCUCGCGGGGGGGCGGGUUCUGGUCGUUACUCGCCCGAGCCUGUCCUAUACCGAUAUGAGAUCUUUCGGCCCCCGUCACAAAAUCCCUCAUCACCGAAUUUUCAAGGCGGACGUGUUGGUGGAGAGGAGGAUACCGAGGACGAGGCAGGCCUCACGAACUGGGUCUGCAGGCGGUGCAGCAAAAGCAGUGGAAACAACAAAGGGAACGCCAGCCAAGGGAGCAGGAAAACGGGGCGCAAAGACUGGCGGCUCUAAGAAAGAAAAGGUGCCUCUGGGAGAGCAGUUGCCGCCUCUGAGGAAGUCAUUCUGGCGGCAGUGA
This is a messenger RNA of Aspergillus tubingensis, 1275 nucleotides long. RefSeq names its product carbonic anhydrase family protein. NCBI's taxonomy places the organism in Eukaryota, Fungi, Ascomycota, Eurotiomycetes, Eurotiales, Aspergillaceae. Bases 1 to 1275 code for a protein of 424 amino acids. The transcript has a single exon. The record is from RefSeq and is a predicted model, not a curated record.